UUUGCCAAGGACAAAUGUCUGAAAAAUUCAAGAUUUCUCUCUGAAAAAUAUUAUUUAAAAAUCUACAUCUGCAUAUUUAUGAAAAUAAAUUCAAGCUUUAACUCUGUAAGCUUUAACUCUGUCACUGUGAGUGCGAAUUAACCUGUGAUUUUCCCCAAUUUCUUCGAAUCUAGGGUUUGCAGGAAGCAGGGGCAGCAGAGCAAACCCACUGAUACAGUGAUCGUUCUAUGCCCAUUGUCCGAAACAAGCAGAAAUUUUGAGGGGCAUUGCGGGAAUAAAGUACCCAGAUGAAGCGAGGCAAGUUCGACUCGUUGCUGCCGCCGAGUCGACUCAGAAUGAUUCAGGUUUUUAUUGGGGCAGUGAUCGUCUACCUGCUCCUGAUCAGCUUCGAAAUCCCCCACGUUUUGAAAUCCGGGUUUGAGUCUUCGGGUUUGGACGACGGGCUGUUCGAGACGCUGGAGGACGCAUUUCCCAGGACGUUUUGGCUCGAGAGCGAGGAGGAAAUGGGCGAGAGGGACGCCCCGAGUAGGCCGGCGGAGGAUGCGUUUCGGGUCGCCGGCGGCUCGCCGAACCGGACCCCCCAGCGGCAUAUGCGGGAGGUCAAGAAAGUUUCCGGCUUGGUGUUCGAGGACACUCUGUUCGGCGGCAAUGUCAGUAAGGACCAAGUCUCCGAGCUUCAUAGAACCGCCAAGAGCGCUUGGGUAGCUGGGAAGAAGCUCUGGGCGGAGCUCGAGGCCGGAAGGCUCGAGUCUGACCUGAAGACCAAGCCCGAGAACCGCUCUGAGCCGUGCCCGUACUCGUUUUUGCUGUCCGGGUCGGAAUUCGAGUCCCGGAAACGGGUCAUGGUUCUUCCCUGCGGGAUGACUCUGGGGUCUCACAUAACGGUGGUGGGCACGCCGAGGUGGGCCCACUCGGAGUACGAUCCGAAGAUUGCGGUGUUGAAGGAGGGAGACGAGGCGGUGAUGGUCUCGCAGUUUAUGAUGGAGUUGCAGGGUUUGAAGAAUGUGGAGGGGGAGGACCCGCCGAGGAUACUGCAUUUCAAUCCGAGGUUGAAGGGGGAUUGGAGUGGGAAACCGGUGAUCGAGCAGAACACUUGUUACCGGAUGCAAUGGGGCUCGGCACUCCGCUGCGAGGGGUGGAGGUCCCUGGCUGAUGAAGAUACUGUUGAUGGACAGGUGAAAUGUGAGAAGUGGAUUCGUGAUGAUGACAAUAAGACGGAAGAAUCAAAGGCCACAUGGUGGUUGAACAGGCUGAUUGGACGAACGAAGAAGGUGACCAUAGACUGGCCAUACCCUUUUGCAGAGGGAAAGCUGUUUGUUCUUACCGUAAGUGCCGGUUUGGAAGGUUUCCAUAUCAAUGUCGAUGGGAGGCAUGUCACUGCUUUCCCUUAUCGCACGGGAUUUGUUCUUGAGGAUGCUACCGGACUCUCUGUAAAUGGAGACAUUGAUGUGCACUCUGUGCUUGCAGCCUCCUUGCCCACAUCACAUCCUAGUUUUUCACCCCAGAUGCACCUCGAAAUGGUGACUAAGUGGAAAGCUCCGUUUCUUCCCUAUGGGCAUGUAGAGUUGUUCAUUGGCAUUCUGUCCGCUGGGAACCAUUUUGCAGAGCGUAUGGCCGUGAGAAAGUCUUGGAUGCAGCAUAAAUUAAUCAAAUCUUCGCGUGUUGUGGCUCGUUUUUUUGUAGCACUGCAUGGAAGAAAGGAAGUGAAUAUGGAACUAAUGAAAGAAGUAGAUUAUUUUGGGGACAUUGUUAUAGUUCCUUAUAUGGAUAACUAUGAUCUGGUAGUAUUGAAGACUGUUGCAAUCUGCGAAUAUGGGGUUCGCACGGUGCCUGCAAGGUAUAUCAUGAAGUGCGAUGAUGACACAUUUAUCAGGGUGGAUGCUGUGCUCAGGGAAGCACGGAAAGUUCGUGGAUAUAGAAGCUUCUAUAUUGGAAAUAUGAACUACCACCACAAGCCUCUUCGCCAUGGUAAAUGGGCAGUGACGUAUGAGGAAUGGCCAGAAGAAGAUUAUCCACCCUAUGCAAAUGGUCCAGGAUACAUAAUCUCCUCUGACAUAGCAAGGUCCCUCGUAUCCGAGUUUGAAAAGCACAAAUUGCGAUUGUUCAAGAUGGAAGAUGUGAGCAUGGGAAUGUGGGUAGAGCAAUUCAACAAAUCUAAACCGGUGGAGUAUGUGCAUAGCUGGAAGUUCUGCCAGUUUGGGUGCAUCAACGACUAUUACACCGCGCAUUACCAAUCUCCGAGACAAAUGAUAUGCAUGUGGGACAAAUUGCAACAACAAGGGAAACCCCGGUGCUGCAAUAUGCGAUGACCAGGAAUGAUGCAUUGAUCAAACAUUUUUUUGCUUACAGUGUAGAGAAUGUGAAAAGAAGAAUACAGAGAAACAAGUUUUGCAGUCACAGUAUACCGCUGUAAAUAUCCGGUGGGGGUUAACUCUGUCAAAAAUUUCGCACCUAUUUUGCUUUCUCGGUCCCUCAUUUACCGUCUUUACAAUUGUAAAGAAGCUAGAUGGAGAAAGUUACUGUUCUGUUCUUUAGAAUCUAGUUAACCAUAUAUGGUGAUGGAACAGUGGAUUGCAUUCUGGAGCUUAUCUGUAAAGUGUUGAUACAGAAAGAGCCUUUGUAAUGAAAGUUUAUUCUUUCUUAGUGGUGAUGGUGCUACAAAAAGAAGGAACCAAAUUCCCUGACCUUUCUUAUAUGCCAAUUCCUUUGGGUUUUUGAGUUCUUUA
Messenger RNA from Pyrus x bretschneideri (Chinese white pear), 2726 nucleotides. RefSeq names its product hydroxyproline O-galactosyltransferase GALT6-like. Gene Ontology annotation, cellular component: Golgi membrane. Gene Ontology annotation, molecular function: galactosyltransferase activity; carbohydrate binding. The transcript is spliced from 7 exons. The coding region runs from base 288 to 2309 and encodes 673 amino acids. NCBI's taxonomy places the organism in Eukaryota, Viridiplantae, Streptophyta, Magnoliopsida, Rosales, Rosaceae. The record is from RefSeq and is a predicted model, not a curated record.